Messenger RNA from Neohortaea acidophila, 1907 nucleotides. RefSeq names its product FAD binding domain protein. The record is from RefSeq and is a predicted model, not a curated record. Lineage: Eukaryota; Fungi; Ascomycota; Dothideomycetes; Mycosphaerellales; Teratosphaeriaceae. Gene Ontology annotation, molecular function: oxidoreductase activity; FAD binding. The transcript has 2 exons. Bases 58 to 1635 code for a protein of 525 amino acids.
GUCUACUCGACUUGAUGCUAAAGACAAUGGCCUGGAGAUAUAAAAGAGUGAUGUAACAUGUUUCCAGUCAAGGGAUUAGCCAGAUUGCCGGCGCUGUCGUUGCUGCUGCUGCUGCUACUUGCAAGGCAACUUCACGCAGAGCAGGCAGUGCUGCGAUUCGAUUGGGAUCAAGAAAUACUGAAUCUCGGCCUACAUGAUGAUAACUCGACAGAACAAGCAAAUGAUGGAUGCAUAAAAGCGUGCCAUCUUCUCCAACGACUGCUCCCAGUAACAACAGACAGCGCACGAACAACAGCCUACGCCAAGGAAGAAUACUGGUCGAGUCGACAAGCAGAAGUAACACCACAAUGUUUCGUCCAGCCAACGACCGCGGAGGAGGUAGCAAGCAUCGUUUCACUGGUCAGCAAAACGAAGUGCCGCUUCGCAGUCAAGAGCGGCGGGCACGGCGCAUUCGCAGGGGCAUCCAGCAUCGAAGCGGGCCUCACAAUCGAUCUGCAACUCCUCAACGAGCUCUCUUUGGAAGACGCAGAGCAGCCAACAGUCACCCGCGUCGGACCUGGGAAUCGAUGGAUCGAUGUCUACGACUACCUCACGCCGCGAAACCUCUCGGUCCUUGGCGGCAGGGUUGCGGAAGUGGGCGUAGGCGGUUUCACGCUGGGAGGCGGCAUCUCAUUCUUUUCGCCCAAGUAUGGAUGGGCGUUGGAUGGGGUGCGGAAUUACGAGCUGGUAACACCCGAUGCACGGAUUCUUCAAGUCAAUCGAGACUCGUAUCCCGACCUGUACUGGGCCCUCCGCGGCGGCGGUAAAAACUUCGGAAUCGUCACUCGAUUCGACUUGGAAACCUUCCCCCAGGGGCCGAUGUGGGGUGGCGUCACGUACAGCGAUGUGCAGCAUACCGAAGAGGUCAUCGAUGCGUUUGAGAAGUUCGCUUUCAACGCUCCGCAGGAUUUGGAUGCUCAUGCUUACAUCUUCCUCGACUUUACGGACGAUAUCGACCGGCUGAGAGCGGGAUCUGUGCUUGCAUAUGCACGGGCUGUUGAAUAUCCGGAAGCAUUAGGGAACUUCACAAAGAUCCCUACCGUUCGCUCCACGCUCAGGUCCACUGACGUUGCGGACCUGGCUCGUGAGAUAAGUGCGUUGAAUCCGACCAACAUGAGAUGGUCGUACUCGACAGCCACAUUUGUAGUGAGCAAAGAGAUGCUACGUGCAUGCGUGGACAUCUUCAUCGAGGAGGCCGAAACCAUCAAGCACCGCGAAGGCGUAGUGCCCGUCCUCGUUCUGCAGCUCAUCACCAAAGACGUUAUAUCUCGCUUCUCGAGAAACGGCGGGAAUUGCUUAGGAAUAGAAGAUGGCGAAGGGCCCUUGCUGCUGCUCAACUUCCCUGUGAAAUGGACACGGGCUGAGGACGAUGCUGCAGUCCUAGGAGCCGCAAAGCGCAUCCGGGAUCGAACGACGCAGAGAGCCCGGAAGCUGGGCUUGUACCAUCGCUAUCUGUACCAAAACUACGCAGAUGGCGAGCAAGAAGUGUUUGCGAGCUAUGGCGAAGAAAAUCUGAAGAAGCUGCGAGAUAUCAGUAGGAAGUAUGACCCGGCUCAGGUCUUCCAGAAGCUUCAGCCUGGAUACUUCAAGUUAUAGGGACUGCAGAUAUCAUCUCCAUCGAAUCGCAUGCGUACAUUCUUAAUCUCAGCCGUGGGAGUCGAGUCACGAUCUGUUGUCUGUGCCAAGUCAGUCACUGUUCAAACCCGGACUGAUAGCAAGCAAUAAGGCAAAGAAGCCGGAUCAGAAGUCCAUUUAGAUCAUCGAGACCGAAGUCUCUGACAUAAGAGGUACCAGAAUAAUAAAAUAAGUAGGAAAAUCAUCAUGUUAGAACAGCGUAAGAAAAGAAGAUGCAAACUCACCAGAGAUGU